CGGAAGAGCCUUGCAGCUGUUUUGUUGUCACCACCAACAGCUCGCCUGUCAAAGAAACAAAACAAGACAAAUCAUUAUUUCAACAGAGAGCAUCGAGCUUUUUAUAGCAGCCGUUUCUUUAUUCGUUGUCAUAGUAGUCCCCGCUACCAUGAACGUGACGCUCGCGGUGAAGCAGUACAUCUCCAAAAUGAUCGAGAGCAGCGGCCCCGGGAUGAAGGUUCUGCUCAUGGAUAAAGAGACGACUAGUAUAGUGAGUGUGGUGUACACUCAGUCUGAGAUCCUUCAGAAGGAGGUCUACCUGUUCGAACGGAUUGACUCUCAGAACAGAGACAGCAUGAAACACCUGAAAGCCAUCUGCUUCCUUCGUCCCACUAAGGAGAACGUAGAGCAUCUAAUCCAGGAGCUAAGGAGACCAAAAUACAGCGUCUACUUCAUCUACUUUAGUAAUGUGAUCAGUAAGAGUGAGAUUAAAGCUCUGGCUGAAGCUGAUGAACAGGAGGUGGUGGCUGAAGUCCAGGAGUUUUAUGGAGACUUCAUUGCUGUGAAUCCUCAUCUGUACUCCCUGAACCUACACGGGGUCUCCAGGGGUCGGAGUUGGGAACCCUCCAUGUUGUCUCGAUGCACUCAGGGUUUGACGUCUGUCCUGCUGGCUUUGAAGAAAUGUCCAAUGAUCCGCUACCAGCUGUCCUCAGACAUGUCCAAACGCCUGGCUGAAAGUGUCAAGCAAAUCAUCACUAAAGAGUACGAGCUGUUUGACUUCAGGAAGACCGAAGUUCCUCCUCUGCUGCUGAUCCUGGAUCGUAGCGAUGACGCCAUCACACCGCUCCUCAACCAGUGGACGUACCAGGCCAUGGUCCAUGAGCUUCUGGGUCUAAACAACAACAGGAUUGACCUGUCCAGAGUCCCGGGGAUCAGUAAGGACCUGAAGGAGGUGGUGCUGUCUGCGGAGAAUGAUGAGUUCUACGCCAAUAACCUUUACCUUAACUUUGGUGAGAUUGGCACCAACAUAAAGAACCUAAUGGAGGAUUUCCAGAAGAAGAAACCUAAAGGGCAGCAGAAGCUGGAAUCCAUCUCAGAUAUGAAGGCGUUUGUAGAUAACUACCCUCAGUUUAAGAAGAUGUCGGGGACCGUGUCCAAACACGUGACAGUGGUGGGGGAACUGUCCAGGCUGGUGUCAGAGCGGCAGCUGAUGGAGGUGUCUGAGGCGGAGCAGGAGCUGGCCUGCCAGAACGACCAUUCCAACGCUCAGCAGAGCGUUCGACGCAUGCUGCAGAACCCACGUGUGGCAGAGGUGGACGCCGUGCGUCUCAUCAUGCUCUACGCUUUGAGAUACGAACGCCACAGCAGCAGCAUCCUCACAGCUCUGAUGGAUGAGCUGAGCCGGAGGGGAGUGUCUGAACGACACCGCAAGAUGGUUCAGUCUGUCGUGGAAUACGGCGGGAAAAGAGUCAGAGGAAGUGACCUCAUUACGCCGACAGACGCUGUCGCCAUCACCAAAAACUUCUUCAAAGGACUGAAGGGUGUGGAGAACGUGUACACUCAGCAUCAGCCUCUGCUACACGACACGCUGGACCAGCUGAUUAAAGGUCGCCUCAAAGAUAGUCAGUUCCCCUACCUGGGGGCCAGUAGCCUCAGGGACAGGCCUCAGGACAUUAUAGUGUUCAUAAUUGGCGGAGCCACAUAUGAAGAAGCGCUGACUGUUUACAACCUGAACCGGAAUACACCUGGAGUCCGUAUUGUCUUGGGAGGAAGCAGCAUCCACAACACUAAGAGUUUUUUGGAGGAAGUGAUGUCGGCCACAGGCCACAGCAGCGGCAGCGACAGGGCAGCGGGAGGCGGUCGCUAUAGCAACAGACGCUGAACAGAACCACUUGCUCUUCAUUUACUACUUCACCUUUCGUCAGAUUUACGGCAUCAUUCCCUCCAUACGUCCGUGCGUGUGUGAUUAAAGGAGCAGUCCAACAUCCUCAGACAAAGACGUGUUUCUGUGUCCAAGCAGGACAUGAUUAGAAAAUCAGCAACACCUCGGGAAAAAAAUGACCUGCUUUAGUCCCUUUCUGGACCCUUUUAUUUGAUCUUGUUGAAAACCUUCAUGAUGCAUUAUAUAUCAUAUUAGUAUGAUAACCCCUUUGUAUAAAACAUCACGUAUUAAGGUUCAUAAAUCAAAAAGGGAAAUAAAAGCCACAGAAGUGAAAGGUCACUUGUUCUCAUUUUAAUAUAUAUACAUCCCAGUUAAUCUGGCAUUGCCUUGAGUAUCGCAGCUGCGAGGAAUUGUGGGCUAGAACUGCACCCUUUCCUUUCAAAAAGUGUUUCCAAAGCUAAAGGAAGUUUAAAACUCCUUUCCUCAGCUCCUUGGAGAAUUCGACCGGCUCACGUCUUGGCCUCUCCUCAGAUGCUCGGAGACCUGGCUAGUAAUCUUCUGAAAAAAAAUAAGACACCUGCUUGCUUAAGCAUGCAGAUAUUUGUUUUCAGGAUAUAUAUCAAUACAAAGAGAUCUUCAAAAACCAACAAUAUCAAAUAGUGGAAAAACAGUGGAAAAAAAAAAUCUCAAAUCCCGGUGGCAUCUGUUCCACUAUUUUCAUGCACUUUCUAACAUCCUGCCUCUCAAACAAGCUUUCAUAGGUUUCUGGAACCUGCUGUAUUUGCUUUCAGUUGUAAUUUUGAUUUUUGAUUUUGAACAGUUAAUUCUGGAGCAGAUUAAACAUAUUCAUCAUUCAAAUGCUCCUUACACAAUGACACUGUUGAUUUUGUAUCUGCACAUUUUCUGAGUGAAAUGUCCCUUUUAAUUGUCUGUGUGACUGAAUGUGCAUAAGAGAAGGUUGUGAUUGUACCAGUGAAAGUUGUAAAUAACUAUUGUGUUAUUCAUAAAAUCUGUACACAAA
Cololabis saira (Pacific saury) is the source of this 2882-nucleotide messenger RNA. RefSeq names its product vacuolar protein sorting 45 homolog (gene vps45). Lineage: Eukaryota; Metazoa; Chordata; Actinopteri; Beloniformes; Belonidae. The coding region runs from base 149 to 1861 and encodes 570 amino acids. Gene Ontology annotation, biological process: vesicle-mediated transport; intracellular protein transport. Gene Ontology annotation, cellular component: Golgi membrane. The transcript has 15 exons. The record is from RefSeq and is a predicted model, not a curated record.